AAAUAGUUCUUAAUCGGCUAACGUCAAAAUCAUUCUUGUCAUUUAAUUCCAUCAAAAUAAAGUGAAAUAACCCAAAUUUAAUGCAAGAAUUCGCAAAUUCUUUCAUACAAGUCUAAAUUAUAGAGAAUAUAAAAUUAAUUAAAUGGAGCAUCUAAAAUUCGAAAUCUCUGGCGUCUAUUUCGAGUCUACUGUGUCUUAACGGAUUAUUUAUAUCACUAGUGUGCCGUUUUUCCAGCUGUUCGGCUGCCGCGAGUCUCAUUUCGUAAAAAAAACAAUAACACAGCCAAUCAAUUAUGCAUAACUGAAAAAUCCAACUGUUGUUAAUUAAAAAGAAAACAAUGGACGAAAUUUGGUUCCGGCUCUCGAACCAGAUCGAAGUUUUACAGGUUCGAGCUUCGGUUGUUGUUCAGCAUGGUCAACAAUGGUUCUCGGUUCUGAUAUCACAUUGUCGUCGAAUUUUACAUGAAUUACAUGACGAGGAAUUUUGUCAGCAAUUGAAAGAAUUCGGUCUGCGAAUUAUUUUGCUACUCCAAAGGGGCUGGGAGGAUUUGCAGUUUAAAAUUUUGUCUUUGCAAUAUAGUGCGAGAGCAUUUUAUCAACAAUUCGGAAACCUCUUUUCGAAUGAAGUUGCACAAAGGGAAGUGGGAUUUUUCGUAGUGGGCCUCGUUCUCGGCUGUUUAAUUGGAUACAGUAUUGGCCAAAAUUGGCGAAAUACCCUUCGUCACUUACACAAUAUGAAAGCAAUUACCUGUCAUCAUUAUAUUGGCAUCGAGGGUGUUUCGACGAUUGAAGAUGCAGAAAUGCCCGUGAUCCAGAGACAAAACGAACUUCUGAUCCAAGUAAAAGCCGCUUCCGUUCACGAUGUAGAUAUGAAAAUAUGCAAUGGAUAUUCGAGAUUUUACAGAAGACUUCUCAAUUCGGGAAGAUAUAGAGACUUGCCAGUGACUUUAGGCAGAGAUUGCGCCGGAGUGGUUGUGGACAUCGGCCAGAGCGUUGUAGACUUUGACAUAGGGGACGAAGUGUUCCUGGCAGUCCCUUCCUGGGCACCUGGAACAAUGGCAGAGUAUCUGGUUGUUCCCGAAACCCAGGCGGCUAGGAGACCAAAGCUUGUGACUUUCGAGGCGUGUGCAAGUUUGCCUUAUAGUGGAUGCAUCGCCUGGGAUGCUAUCGUUAAUCGAUCAAUUCUCAGGGAAGGAAAUGCCAAAGGAAAAAGAGUCUUAAUUUAUGGAGGCAGCACUCCAGUUGGAUGUAUUUUAACCCAAUUGAUUAAACUCUGGGGUGGAUUUGUCGUUUCCGCCUGCGGACCACACGCAAUUCCUGUUAGUAGAGCUUUAGGAGCAGACGACGUUAUUCCUCUCAGCGAAUCCGAUAUCGAAAAGGAAUUAGAAUUACGAGAAAAAUACGACGCUAUUUUUUACACAGGCGGCCAGCCGAUCGACGCGAACAUUUUGAAAAGAUAUUUAGCAAAUCACGGUUCCUACGCUUCGACAAUUCCAGAAUCUCUCACUUCGGAUUCGUUUGGAUUUGUUUUUGGAAAUAUUUUUGCUGGGUAUGUUCGACUGCAACUAGUAAUUGAGUACUUAUUUGGAAUGAACAAUUACGCCUGGAAAGACGGUUCGAAAAUAAAGGCUACUUAUUUGCGAUCUAUCCAAGAACUCGUCGACGCCGAUCAACUCCAAACAGUCGUGGAUCGAGUAUUUUCACCCCUCGGAGUAGAUCAAGCAUUGAAUCACAUUCUGGAUCCAAACUCGAUUGGAAGCACCGUUAUAAAAUUCCAUUAACGGCAAUCAGGCCAUAGAAAUAAUAAUAAUAAUAAUAAUAUUAAUAAUA
This is a messenger RNA of Belonocnema kinseyi, 1830 nucleotides long. Its product is annotated as reticulon-4-interacting protein 1, mitochondrial-like. Gene Ontology annotation, cellular component: mitochondrion. The record is from RefSeq and is a predicted model, not a curated record. Lineage: Eukaryota; Metazoa; Arthropoda; Insecta; Hymenoptera; Cynipidae. The transcript has 8 exons. Bases 339 to 1781 code for a protein of 480 amino acids. Gene Ontology annotation, molecular function: oxidoreductase activity.